Messenger RNA from Coffea eugenioides, 1586 nucleotides. Its product is annotated as MDIS1-interacting receptor like kinase 2-like. Gene Ontology annotation, molecular function: ATP binding; protein kinase activity. The coding region runs from base 26 to 1369 and encodes 447 amino acids. The transcript has 4 exons. The record is from RefSeq and is a predicted model, not a curated record. Gene Ontology annotation, biological process: protein phosphorylation. NCBI's taxonomy places the organism in Eukaryota, Viridiplantae, Streptophyta, Magnoliopsida, Gentianales, Rubiaceae.
UGUUGAGUUGAACUUGAAAGCAAUCAUGGGUUCCUUCAAAAUAAUCUCCAUAUUCGUUCUGGUAGUCCUACUUUUCCCAUCUUUUCACCCCAAAUGCGGAGCUUCAGCUUCUGCUGAAGAGGCUGCUGCUCUUUUGAAAUGGAAAGCCAGUUUUCAGAACCAGAACAACAGCUUCCUAACCUCAUGGAACCUUCAAUCCAUCAACGCCAAAAAGUCGUCUGUCCUUCCUUGCACUUGGGCUGGUAUUUCCUGCAUUGACGGAAGAGUCAACAGAUUGAACCUUUCAGAUUGGAGCAUUCAAGCGUUACGAGCCUGUGAAAGUUCCCGGUUGAUUAAAAAGCAUGUCAACGAUAAAAGCAAGGAACUUGUUCUCAUAAUUGUAUUACCUCUUCUGGGAUCGUGCAUACUUCUUGGUGCAUUGUUCGGUGUUCUCAGAUUGCGUGAUCGGAGAAAACAAAAUUCGAGAGCGGGAGAUACGGAGGUGAAUAAGGGCGGUUUAUUUGCCAUAUGUGCUUAUGAUGGCAAAGCAUUGUAUAAAGAAAUCGUGAGGUCUACAGAAGAGUUCAGUGAAACAUUUUGCAUUGGGAAAGGAGGUUGUGGAAGUGUUUACAAAGCACAGCUUCCAUCAGGCGAGGUAGUAGCUGUAAAGAGACUUCACAACGUACCUAAUGUGGCAAAGGAUAAAAGUUUCUUGAAUGAGAUCAGGGCCUUGACAGAAAUCAAGCAUCGGAACAUUGUGAAACUCUUUGGCUUCUGCUCAAAUGCUCAGCAUUCAAUUUUGGUUUAUGAGUACCUCGAAAGGGGAAGCUUGGCCAAAAUCUUGAGCAUAGAAGAAGAAGCUAAGGAACUAGACUGGCAAAAGAGGUUGAAUAUCGUCAAAGGCGUCGCUCAUGCUUUAUCUUACAUGCAUCAUGAUUGUUCACCACCAAUUGUACACCGAGACAUAUCAAGCAACAACAUUUUGCUUGAUCCAGAAUGUGAGGCUCAUGUUUCAGAUUUUGGCACUUCCAAGUUUCUCAGAAGAGACUCAUCUAACUGGAGUUCUCUUGCAGGCACAUAUGGAUAUGUUGCACCGGAAUUUGCCUACACAAUGAAAGUUAACGAGAAGUGUGAUGUUUAUAGCUUUGGGGUCCUGGCAAUGGAAGUAAUCAAAGGAAAGCAUCCUGGUGACUUGAUUGCUAAUCUAUUGUCUUCAAAGCUUGAAGAGAUAGAGCUAAAAGACUUGUUAGACCAAAGACUUCUGUAUCCCAAUCAAGAAAUUGAAAAGAAUCUGAUAUCCAUUCUCAAACUAGCAAGAGAAUGUCUACAUGUUGAUCCUCAAUGUAGGCCAACAAUGCUCAUUAUUUCCAGGUUGAUAUCUACAUGUUGAUCCUCAAUGUACUAUCAGCAGCAGAUGAUAUGAUGCAGAGUAUGUAUUCUGUGUAAAAAUAAACUCUGCCUAGCGAAUAGAGUUUAUGGAUUUGAUACAAAAACUAGUAUAGGGAGGAAAUUGAGAGUUUGGAGAUGUAUGGUAAUCUUGUCCUGAAAGUAAUAAUUCUAUGACAUUGUCUUCAGUCUUAAUAGUCUUCGAUCUACAUUUAUUAUUA